This is a messenger RNA of Closterium sp. Naga37s-1, 1476 nucleotides long. The record is from the annotation of a GenBank genome assembly. Lineage: Eukaryota; Viridiplantae; Streptophyta; Zygnematophyceae; Desmidiales; Closteriaceae.
AUGAACAUCAGGUACCCGAGAUGCCCGAACGGGAAAUCAUGGGUGGUCCUGGACAGCAAGGCGUUUGCGUAUGCACAGAUUCACCGCAAGCCGAUCAGGAGAUGCACGGACCCAUCCGUCUUCGAGUACGACUACAUCGCCGUCCCCAUUUUUGCCGGGUUACUGCACCUCAUGUGCCAACGCGAUCAUCCGGAGGUGGACCCAGAGGCGGCUAGGCAGGCGCUUAUCAAAGCCACAACGUUGACCAUGGAGUAUCUCGAAGCUCUGGUUACAUCUGGGUUCGUAACCGUGCGUGAGUACAUAUCGUUAAAGGGAGUGAGCGCGGAGAGGUACCGCCACAAGAUGCGUGCAGACCUUUGUUCUCAUGCAGAGGGAACGCUGAUACCCGAGCUGCAGCGCCAGGGUCUCCGCAUCCCUCUGCAGCCCGUUCCCGUUAUCGACGACAACGGGUACAUGUGCGUCGACCCACCUGUGGACGUUCGAAGAGAGCUACUCGACCACAAACAGAAGUUCGCUGUGCUGGAGCAUGACAUACAGGUUCUUACGGCCAAGAUAGAGUUUCUGGCCAUCAGCAAAGGCUUGACGUCGGACGAGCUGGACGCGGGAGCGCGCCAACACCUCGGUGCCGUGGCCGAGAUGGUGGUGCCGACGGCGACUCCACGGAAGCAGGCCGCGGCCGGAAGUGGCCAGAUAGAGAGCGCGAGGACUCAUCAGCCGCGUGCACUGGCGGCAGUGCCUGCAAUCUCUCCAUGCCCUGCACCGGGCACACCUGUCUCGCUGAAAGAUGGCUAUGUAGCUGCUGGCGUAGCGACACCUGCUGUGGUCCGGCAACAAGAGCGCGGCCAUCUUGCACUGGCCUUGCGCAGCCGCGCCUCGACUCCCGUGCCUGCCGCGGCAGGUAACCCCGGAAGGGUCGCAAGCAGCGGACGGACGGGAGUCAUGUGGAACGCAGCGAAGCAGAGGUACUAUGUGCGGAUCAUAUCUGCUCGCCGGCAGCAGGUUCGUCUGGGGUCGUACGAGGACAAGGACGAGGCAUCUUACGCGUAUGCUGCGGGGGCCGUUGUCCUUCGCCCUAACUCCCGCAUCAGCUGCACGGUGCAGCUGUCCGACGGGGAGAGGCAGGCGCUAGCCGGCUGCACUGAGGAGAGUCUAAGGCUUCUCGUGAAAUACAGGCGCUGGAACAGAUGGAGGGAGUGGAGAGCCGCCAUGGAGGGUCUGGAUGAUGGCCAGGCGCCCGAGGCCCGUUCGCGGCGAAAGGGCAGAGUCCCCCGGGUCAUGCAUGACGUUGAGGAGGUGGAGGCUACCACGCCCGCAACAGAGGACCAGCCUAUGGCUCUUGAACCUGAGGACCCCCCAGAGGAUUACACAGAUGACGAGGCGUCUGUUGACGACGAUGCUGUGUAUGAACCAGAGGGCGAUGACAUGGAGGAUGAGGAUGACUGGGAGGAGGUCAACAAGGAGGACACUGCUGCAUGA